AUGAAUUCGCGAAUGGAAUUCACAGACCGGGGCAAGAAGGCGCUCGAGGACGCCAUGACCCUGGCAGAGCAAUACGCCCACUCCCAGCUCCUCCCCGUCCAUCUCGCCGUCUCCCUCCUCGACCCCCCCGCCGACCAGUCCAAAGACCAGCAGAAUGCCCCCGCCGGCACCACCAGCACACUCCUCCGCCAGGUCGUCGAGCGGGCUCACGGCGACCCUCAGCUCUUCGACCGGGCGCUCAAGAAGACGCUCGUCCGUCUGCCCAGCCAAGAUCCCCCGCCGGAGCAGGUCUCCAUGGCCCCCUCGUUCAACAACGUCCUGCGCAAGGCCAUGGAGCUGCAGAAGGUCCAGAAGGACAGCUACAUCGCCGUUGACCACCUCAUCAGUGCCCUCGCCGAGGAGCCCAGCAUUCAGGCCUGCCUAAAGGAGGCCAACGUCCCCAAGCCCAAGCUGAUCCAGGAUGCCGUCAACACCAUCCGCGGCACCAAGAGGGUCGAUUCCAAGACGGCCGAUACCGAGCAGGAGAACGAGAACCUCGCCAAGUUCACCAUCGACAUGACGGCCAUGGCCCGGGAGGGUAAGAUCGAUCCUGUCAUCGGCCGUGAGGAGGAGAUUAGGCGUGUUAUCCGAAUCCUGUCCCGACGAACAAAGAACAACCCGGUCCUUAUCGGAGAGCCCGGUGUCGGCAAGACCACCGUUGUCGAGGGUCUUGCUCAGCGGAUCGUCAACGCCGACGUGCCCGACAACCUGACCGCCUGUAAGCUCCUGUCCCUCGAUGUCGGAGCUCUGGUGGCCGGCAGCAAGUACCGGGGUGAGUUCGAGGAGAGGAUGAAGGGCGUGCUCAAGGAGAUCCAGGAAUCUAAGGAGAUGAUUGUGCUCUUUGUCGAUGAGAUCCACCUGCUCAUGGGCGCCGGCUCGUCCGGAGAGGGCGGCAUGGACGCUGCCAACCUGCUCAAGCCCAUGCUUGCCCGAGGCCAGCUGCACUGUAUCGGUGCCACCACCCUGGCUGAGUACCGCAAGUACAUCGAGAAGGAUGCCGCCUUUGAGCGUCGUUUCCAGCAAGUCAUCGUCAAGGAGCCCUCCAUCCCCGAGACCGUGUCGAUCCUUCGUGGCCUCAAGGAGAAGUACGAAGUCCACCACGGUGUCAACAUUGCCGACAGCGCCAUUGUCGCUGCCGCCAACCUUGCUGCACGAUACCUCACCUCACGACGACUUCCUGACUCGGCUGUCGAUCUAAUAGAUGAAGCCGCAGCCGCAGUCCGCGUUGCCCGCGAGUCUCAGCCCGAAAUUAUCGAUUCUCUGGAGCGGAAACUCCGGCAGCUCAAGAUUGAAAUCCACGCCCUUUCCCGAGAGAAGGACGACGCCUCCAAGGCUAGGCUCCUCCUCGCCCAGCAGGACGCCAGCAACGUCGAGGAGGAGUUGCGACCGCUGCGCGAGAAGUACGAGAGCGAGAGGAAGCGCGGCAAGGAUAUCCAGGAGGCCAAGCUCAAGUUGGAGCAGCUCAAGGUGAAGGCCGAGGACGCCAGCCGUAUGGGCGACCACGCUCGUGCUGCUGACCUUCAGUACUACGCCAUCCCCGAGCAAGAGGCAAUCAUCAAGAAGCUCGAGAAGGAGAAGGCUGCCGCCGACGCCGCGUUGAGCACCAAUGCAACUGACACCGGUGGUUCCAUGAUCACCGAUGUCGUCGGCCCCGAGCAGAUCAACGAGAUCGUCUCCCGCUGGACCGGCAUCCCUGUCACUCGCCUCAAGACUACCGAGAAGGAGAAGCUGCUCAAGAUGGAACAUGCCCUUGGCAAGAUUGUCGUCGGCCAGAAGGAGGCUGUUGGCUCUGUCUCCAACGCCAUUCGCCUACAGCGUUCCGGUUUGAGCAACCCCAACCAACCGCCAAGCUUCCUCUUCUGCGGUCCCUCCGGUACCGGCAAGACUCUGCUCACCAAGGCUCUUGCCGAGUUCCUCUUCGACGAUCCCAAGGCCAUGAUCCGCUUCGAUAUGUCCGAGUACCAGGAGAGGCACUCUCUGAGCCGCAUGAUUGGUGCUCCGCCAGGCUACGUCGGCCACGAUGCUGGCGGUCAGCUCACCGAGGCUCUCCGCCGCCGUCCCUUCUCCAUCUUGCUGUUCGAUGAGGUCGAGAAGGCAGCCAAGGAGGUCCUGACUGUCCUCCUCCAGCUCAUGGACGACGGUCGCAUCACCGAUGGCCAAGGACGUAUCGUUGACGCCAAGAACUGCAUUGUCGUCAUGACCUCCAACUUGGGCGCCGAGUUCCUGGCUCGCCCCGCCGGUAAGGACGGCAAGAUCGACCCCACGACCAAGGAGUUGGUCAUGAACGCCCUGCGCAACUACUUCCUGCCCGAGUUCCUGAACCGUAUCUCGUCGAUCGUCAUCUUCAACCGGCUGACGCGCAAGGAGAUCCGGCGCAUCGUCGACAUACGCAUCGCCGAGAUCCAGAAGCGGCUGGCGGACAACGACCGCAACGUGCACAUAUCCGUCUCGGACGAGGCCAAGGACUUCCUCGGCAACGCGGGCUACUCGCCGGCCUACGGCGCGCGGCCGCUGGCGCGCCUCAUCGAGAAGGAGGUGCUGAACCGCCUGGCCAUCCUGAUCCUGCGCAACAGCAUCCGCGACGGCGAGACGGCGCGCGUCGAGCUCGUCGACAACAAGAUCACGGUGCUGGCGAACCACUUUGACAGCGAGUCGGACGCCGACUCGAUGAUUGUGGACGACGAGGACGACGCGGUCGAGGAGGUUGCGGGCGACAAUAUGGAUGAGGAUGACCUGUUUGACUAA
Messenger RNA from Thyridium curvatum, 2784 nucleotides. RefSeq lists its product as uncharacterized. Gene Ontology annotation, biological process: cellular response to heat. NCBI's taxonomy places the organism in Eukaryota, Fungi, Ascomycota, Sordariomycetes, Thyridiales, Thyridiaceae. Gene Ontology annotation, molecular function: ATP hydrolysis activity; ATP binding. The transcript has a single exon. Gene Ontology annotation, cellular component: cytoplasm; cytosol. The record is from RefSeq and is a predicted model, not a curated record. The coding region runs from base 1 to 2784 and encodes 927 amino acids.